Messenger RNA from Patiria miniata (bat star), 792 nucleotides. Its product is annotated as di-N-acetylchitobiase-like. The record is from RefSeq and is a predicted model, not a curated record. Gene Ontology annotation, biological process: chitin catabolic process; carbohydrate metabolic process. The transcript has 5 exons. Gene Ontology annotation, cellular component: extracellular region. Gene Ontology annotation, molecular function: chitinase activity. Bases 70 to 792 code for a protein of 240 amino acids. NCBI's taxonomy places the organism in Eukaryota, Metazoa, Echinodermata, Asteroidea, Valvatida, Asterinidae.
AGCAUUAACUUCACUUCGAAGGUAAUUCUGGGUAGUUACACUGCAAGUCCACACAACUGGGCUCGCAAAAUGGUUUCAGGCCGUCGUUUGCGCGUUUUGAGUGGUAUUCUACCGGCACUAUGGCUGCUCUGCCUGUGUCUACGGCACGGUACCACCGCGCCGGUCAAGGUGGACUGCCCGUGCGCCGACCCGUCGCAAUGUGAGCUGAUCACGGCACCGCCACGGAAAGAGCUGUUCGCUUUCAUUGUGGAAGACAGCAACUGGCAGAAAUACGAUUGGUCGAAAAUCACCACAGUGGGGCUGUACACCAAGUACGAUCCGAAACUCAUGUGCCACGCCCACUCUAAGGGGGCCAGGAUUGUCUUAGCAGUUAUAUAUCCAGUAGAUAACCUGACGAAUCCCGCUGCACGCACUGCAUGGAUACAACAACAGGUUGCCCAGGCUAAGAGCUGGCACAUGGACGGCGUGAACUUUGACAUUGAGUACCCAGUCUCCAUUGAGGAUGCGCAUUACGUAGUCGAUCUGGUCAAGGAGACGGCACAGGCCUUCAAAGCCUACAAUCCAAAUGCCCAGAUAACUUUUGACGUAGGCGGGGUACCACCCUGCCUCGUACUGGGCUGGUGCUAUGACUAUACCGCCUUGGCCGAAGCAUGUGACUUCCUUUUUCUUAUGGACUACGACUUACUCGCGGCUGGGCCGGUGGCCUUUCCCAACUCUCCGCUCUCUGUCAUCAAAUUUGCUGCAAAUGGUUCAGUCUACAUUCCGGAAGGCAUAUAUAGGUUCCUGUCAUAG